Mangifera indica (mango) is the source of this 861-nucleotide messenger RNA. Its product is annotated as cytochrome c. Gene Ontology annotation, molecular function: electron transfer activity; heme binding. Lineage: Eukaryota; Viridiplantae; Streptophyta; Magnoliopsida; Sapindales; Anacardiaceae. Gene Ontology annotation, biological process: mitochondrial electron transport, cytochrome c to oxygen; mitochondrial electron transport, ubiquinol to cytochrome c. Gene Ontology annotation, cellular component: mitochondrial intermembrane space. The record is from RefSeq and is a predicted model, not a curated record. The transcript has 4 exons. Bases 170 to 508 code for a protein of 112 amino acids.
AUGGCUUACUUCUUCUUCCAUUAGCCUUUACUCAAGCCGUCUACUUUUGCUUACAUACACUCAUCCACACCUGAUCCAGAUUAUACAUCGCCACCACUUUUUAACCUGCUCUCUGCGACGACGAGAUCGAUCGACUUCGUUCAAUUAAUACGACAAUCACAUAGCGAAAAUGGCGUCGUUUCAAGAAGCCCCACCUGGCAAUGCCAAGGCCGGUGAGAAGAUCUUCAAAACCAAGUGUGCUCAGUGCCACACCGUUGAGAAAGGAGCUGGUCACAAGCAAGGACCUAAUUUGAAUGGCCUUUUGGGUAGGCAAUCUGGGACAACCCCAGGGUAUUCCUACUCUGCUGCUAACAAAAAUAUGGCUGUUAUUUGGGGAGAGAACACAUUGUAUGAGUACCUGCUUAACCCAAAGAAGUAUAUUCCUGGAACGAAGAUGGUCUUCCCCGGAUUGAAGAAGCCACAGGAACGUGCCGAUCUAAUAGCGUAUCUGAAGGAGUCAACAGCCUGAUCCGUUUGGUUAGUGUGGCUUUUGCAGGUGUAAUAUGAGACAUUAGAAUUGGAUUGAAUGGUUAUUUAUAGUGGAUGAAAUGGGUAAUUGAAAUUGUUUUUUUUAAAGUGGGACUUUUGCAAAUAGAUUAUUAUAAACAACCUUUAUCUAUCGUGUAUAUAUGUGCCAAUUUUCAUUGUAGUUGAAAAUAGAUUACAAAUAGCAAUAGAUUCCAAUUUCCAUGAGAAUGAAGCAACUCUUUGUAUUGUAUGUACCUGCCAAUUUCCAUUCGGCUGAGGUUGCAUGGGCCAUAUUUCUUGAUAUUGUAUUUGAAGCAAUUGUUAGAAUUCCUUAUGAUAAGCAUGUGCAAGCAC